Molecule: messenger RNA, 1014 nt
Organism: Pelobates fuscus (common spadefoot toad)
Lineage: Eukaryota; Metazoa; Chordata; Amphibia; Anura; Pelobatidae
Product: olfactory receptor 11L1-like
Exons: 2
Coding region: 82-1014 (310 amino acids)
Biological process (GO): G protein-coupled receptor signaling pathway
Cellular component (GO): membrane
Molecular function (GO): olfactory receptor activity; G protein-coupled receptor activity
Source: RefSeq, a predicted model, not a curated record
CUGAAAUUUCAGACUUCAAUUGAAUAAGUCACCAAGUACGAGGAAACAGACAAAAACAGACACACACAAUUUGCUCAGGCAAUGAAUACCUUAAACCAGACCAUUAUAAAUGAGAUUCGUCUCCUUGGAUUUCAGGAUUUUCCAAAUUUCAAAGCAUUAUUUUUAUUUCUUCUGUUUCUUUUCCCUAUUGUGACCGUAUGUGGGAAUUUUCUGAUUAUUUGGUUGGUGGCAUCUAACAGCAGUCUCCAGUCUCCCAUGUACUUCUUCCUAACACAACUGUCUGUUUCUGAUUUACUUGUGACCACAACUAUUAUCCCUAACACACUUUAUGUUAUAUGUAAUGAAGGUGGCACUAUGUCACUUUCAGCUUGCAUUAUUCAAUUUUAUUUUUUUGCUUGUUCUGAGGUAUUUGAGUUUUUUCUUCUCUCUGUAAUGGCUUGUGAUAGAUAUCUAGCUAUCUGCAACCCGCUGAGAUAUAAUGCUUUAAUGAACCCUGUCUUGUGUAUAAAAUUGGUUAUUAUCUCUUGGUUGUUAAGCUUUUCUAUGGAACUGAUUGUUAUAACAUCAGUAAUUCAACUUCAGUUUUGUGGCCCAAAUAUUAUUGAUCAUUUCUUUUGUGAUUAUGUCCCACUACUGGAACUGUCUUGUUCAGACACCAGUUUUAUUGAUGAAGAAAUUAUCCUAUUAGCUAUACCACUUUCGUUCACUCCAUUCAUAAUUAUUGUAGUUUUUUAUGUAUAUAUUAUUCGGGCUGCCAUUAAAAUUUCCACCACUAGUGGAUUUUCAAAAAUCUUCUCCACUUGCAGCUCUCACCUGACUGUAGUUUUAAUAUUCUUUGGUACAAUAACUGGAAUUUACAUGCUUCCAAACAAAAAGAAAUCUAUGACUGCCAACAAAAUUUUAUCUUUGUUAUACACUGUGGUGACUCCUAUGAUUAACCCAAUCAUAUACAGUCUGAGGAAUGAAGAUAUCAAGAAAGCUAUUAAAAAAAUUCUGGGUAAAAUCAAUGACUAA